This is a messenger RNA of Owenia fusiformis, 1685 nucleotides long. Lineage: Eukaryota; Metazoa; Annelida; Polychaeta; Sabellida; Oweniidae. The record is from the annotation of a GenBank genome assembly.
CUUCAUCAUCAUAUUGGAUUGGUUUUCUGCGUAAUCAAUGUAAACUUCUCUACGCUGAUUCAAAUCAAUGUUUGCAAGGAAAUGUAAAGCUACACUAUGCUGCUAUGCAGAUAUUAAUACUAAUUAAAUGGAGCAUAGUUUGGGUAGCUGUUCAUUAUAAAAUGUAUGUGUGUGAAGAUGUACUUCAAGGUCGAUGAUGCUGCAUCAGAUGCUAAUUGCAUUCAUUAUGGUGUUGUUCUGGGAGAGAGUAAUGGCAGAAAUGGGUGACAAGAAUCUCAACAGUACUGCAAUGGCACCAACUAGUACUGAAUUAAGUAUUAUAAAACUAGGUCCAGAGCCAUGUACCCGUACCAUUGAGGAGGAACCAUACCGCUGUCCAGCAAUAGGAUAUGGGCCCAGUUAUUGUUCAAAGGACUGUAGAUUAGCAUGCAAGGAUCCUCUCAUUGCACAUGUGCCUAAUGAUAAUAUAACAGUGUCAUCUUCCUACAAUAACAAAGCUAUGCCAAAAUACUCCAGACUAUAUACUGGGAGAACUGAUCUCCAUUUUGGUUGUUGGAUGCGUGGGGAUACUCGGUACAAUUGGAUACAGGUGAAUUUUGGCUCUGUGAAGCGUAUCCUGAGUGUCGCAACCCAGGGGUGUAAAGAUGAGAGAGAAUGGGUGACAAGAUACAGGAUCAAACACAGAAGACCAGAAGAUAGAAUAUUUAGUACAUUUUCCAUAUCAAAAACAGUAAAUGUGUUCGAGGGAAACUAUGAUAGGGAUACCAUUGUAGUAAAUAAGCUAAUAAAUGAGUUGAACCCGCAAGGUCUUCUGGCUCAAUAUGUACGACUGUUACCAUGGGCAUAUUAUAGAGGUAUUGGGCUCAGAUGGGAACUUUACAGUUCAAUAUGUGAUCCAGAACAAGUGAAAUGUCAUGACCCAGAGAAAAGUUUCCUCUGUCCAGAUCAAACUUGUCAAAAGAAUAGAUGGCGCUGUGGUGGGGCAUACUGCUCAGUAUCAAAAUUCUGGUGUGCGGCUACAGAAUCCUGCGUACCUGACUAUAUGAUCUGUAAUGGCAAAUCUGAUUGUCCCAAUGGUAAAGAUGAAUCAAACUGUCCAGUGAAACCAACAGUAUGGCAUGGUGAUGUAAGUAGUGAAAAUGAUGGACCUAAAAUAUGGCCUAUAGGUUUGGGAGUGUUUGCAGUCGUCCUCGUGGUUGUUAUUGCACUAAUUCGUAGAAGCCACUUCAAACGACAAGCUAUGAGGAAUUCUUCAAGAGAAUACAGCACAAUCUCAAAUAGUGACAAUAGGACACACAAUUCUGCAGCAAAUAAUGCAAUACCCCUACAAGCAAGUGCACCUCAAAUACGAGAUGACGGCAAUCAGCAAACAAAUAAACCUCAAAGACGCACAGGUGGAAUAAAUCCUGAUUAUACACCAGUAAAUGAUGAUAUUGCACCAGUAACUAUUGAUAAUCCACCAGUUUAUACUGACAUUACAUCACAACAACCGCCACCUCCUUCUUAUGAUGAAGUUAUAGCAUCACCAACUCAGUAUCAAAUUACCUGAAAUAUUGAAGGAAUGAACAUCACUUGACAAAUGGAUCAGGUGAAAGUCAUGUGAUUGUCAGACAAGACAAGAUGGAAUACCCCAUAUCUUCAUGAAAAGAAACAUUUGAAUAUAAUGUGCAUAAUCCAUAACAGUG